AUGAAUCUGGAAUCUAAUCAUGAACAAACUCAAAAUGUAAAUGAAUCUAUUCGUCCAAAAUUACCUUCUAUUCAACAAUUAACAAAUGGACAUAUUUUUCAUAGACGAGUUGAUUCAACACAUCGUAAUGAUAUAAUAAUACCAGCAGUGAAAAGUCCUGUAGGAGGAGUACCGCCUUCAACUAUUCAUAUACCAGACAUACAAAACUUUCAACAACAACCACAACAGUCACAGUCACAGUCACAACGAGGUCAACAAAAUGUUAAUGAACAUUUACAAUCAACUCCUUCAGUCAAACAAAAAUUAGUCAAGAGAUAUUUUUGUAAAAUUUGUGCUCAAGGAUUUACACGGAAACAUAAUAUGGUGAGUCAUGAAUUGAUUCAUUCAUCUUUAAAACCUCAUAUUUGUCAAGUAUGUAAUUUACGAUUUCGAAGAAUUCAUGAUUUAAAACGACAUGAGAAAUUGCAUACUGGAGAGAAACCUUAUUCAUGUUCUAAAUGUUUAAGAAGUUUUGCUAGACCUGAUGCUUUAACAAGACAUCAAAAUUCACAAAAUGCAUGUACCGGUUCUGCAACUACAACUGCAAACUCAAAACUUGAAUCACAUAUAUUACAAGCUAACAACCAAGAUGAUAAUAUAACAAAUGGAAAUGCAAGUCAGGAUGUACCGAAUGACAGAUUGGUGGAUAACGAUGUUGUUAAUGGUUCAUCGUUCCAACCAAGCAGGUCAACAAAUUAUUCCGAAAACAACAAUCACCCUCAUCACAAAGAUAAUUUACAUUCGGGAAAUAUUGAACCAAUAUCACCUCAUCAACAUUAUCCACGAUUACGACAACUUAGUUUACCUCAAUUGCAAACUCAACCACAUUCUCAUGUUAAUAAUCAAACAACAAAUCAUCCUCCUAGAUCAGCUUCACAAAGUAGUAAUACAUUUAUUCAAAAUAAACCAAAUACUCAACCACUAUCUUGGAGAAAUCAACCCUCAUCAGUUCUGUAUCCAACAAAUACAUCUUUGUCAUCAUCUAAAUCUCUAACACCUACACAUAAUUUACCCUAUUACUAUCCCUAUCCUGCUUAUAACCAUUAUCCACCACCACCAACCCAAUUACUUCCUCCUUUCCAAUAUCAACAACAACAACAACAACAACAACAACCAGGUCAUCAAUUGUUACCUGUUAUACCACCACCUCCACACACAGCACCACCGACAUUUUCUUUAACAACACAUACCAAGUUGCAAACUUUGUACCUGAAUCAACAUCAAAAUGACUCUUCAAGAAAACCUUUAAGAAGUUCAACUGGUGAUAUACCAUCAGUUAAUAAUUUACCUCAAACUGUUACUACAAGUACAAGUCAAGUCAAACAUAUUAAUCAUGAAAGUGAUCAAUCUCAUACUGAUCAAGAGCAUCUUCCUUCACCUAAAUUACAUGUUUUUCGACAUCAAUCAUCUUUUGUUGGUGGUGGUGGUGGUGGUGGUGGUUCUGUUUAUCCAUCACAUCCACCAAUAACUAAUCAAUCUCAUCAAUUAACAGCUAUUACAACAUCGGGACUGCCAACUACUUUACAACCUCUAUUAAAUCCACAAAUAUUUUCAUCACUUCUGAAAACUGAAAUUGAUCCCCGAAUUCAUGGUUCGAUAUUGCCAAGUCGUCCCAUCAACAAACAACCUAAUACUAUACCAAUACAAGGAACUGGAGAAAGAAGGUCAAUACAGAUGACACCAUCACUGGCUCAUCCACCUCCUCCUCCUGGUCCACCACCUCCUCCUCCUCCUGUUGGUCCUAGAUCUGCACCAUCAACUUCAACAAACUCUAUCCCACUGAUUAAUGGACCACAAUUUAUAUCUUAUGAACAAUAUCAAGAAUUAUAUAAGUAUACUCAAUCAUUACAACAAAGUAUACAUCAUUUGAAUGAUAAUUUACAAAAAUUGGAAGAUCAACAAUCAAAUAAUAAUAAUAAUAAUAAUAAUAAUAAUAAUAAUGAGAAACCACCGUAA
Messenger RNA from Candida dubliniensis CD36, 1995 nucleotides. It is a transcript of the gene OFI1, whose product is annotated as Ofi1p. The transcript has a single exon. Lineage: Eukaryota; Fungi; Ascomycota; Pichiomycetes; Serinales; Debaryomycetaceae. The record is from RefSeq and is a predicted model, not a curated record. Gene Ontology annotation, biological process: regulation of transcription by RNA polymerase II. Gene Ontology annotation, molecular function: DNA-binding transcription factor activity; RNA polymerase II cis-regulatory region sequence-specific DNA binding. The coding region runs from base 1 to 1995 and encodes 664 amino acids.